AAGUGAUAUUCUGCUACUUUCGGUGAUUGAUUGCUCAAUCAUCAACAGCCAUGCAGGAACAUUCGGGCCGUAGGGAGAUCUCGGAGGAGCCACCGAUGAGCCGACUGUUCGUGAUAUGCGGCCGCCAGAUCAGCAAGGAACAGCUUAUGAAGCACUUUGCCGACGAUGGCGAAAUCGAAGAGUGCAUAGUGAUUGUGGACAAAAAGACCGGCCAGGGCAAGGGGGUUGCAUAUGUUAAGUUCAACAAAACGUCCUCGGCGGCUCGCGGGCUGCGGAAGAAUGGGUCCUACAUUGAGAACGAGACACGCCCGAUCAAGGUGAUGAUUUCGGCCAGCUACCAAAAGAAGAAAGAAGAUGGUACACCGGAGGAAGUGAACGAGUACAAGUUCCGGCGACUUUUCGCGGUUAUUCCUGUCUCGAAGGAUGAGGAAGCCAUCAAAGCCGAAUUCAGUCGGUUUGGCACGGUUACUCAGGUACGUCUGGUACCUGAUAAAAAGAACCAAAGUCAAUGCGCGGCAUACAUCACAUUCACAUCAUUCCUGGAGACGGCUCUGGCCAUCGAAGGAUGUGAUCCGAAUUACAGAGCCAAGUUCUGUCUACCUCGGGAGGCUUUGAAUAAGGAGAAGGAAUCCAGUAGCGGAGGGAAACACGAUUCAUCCAAUGGUUCCAGCCGUAAGAGGACACAUUCCCCGGAGUCGGGCCGGCCUGGCGGUGACGUCAAACUGGUGGUUAUCUGUAGCAAUAGUCUGAACCAGGACCGCUUGUGGAGGAUUUUUGACAUUGCUCCUGGAAUGAAGUACUGCAACAUUGUUACGCAAAACGACAUCAACAUCACCGCUUCGGUUGUGUAUUCCAGUAAGGACGAAGCUCAGCGUGCGGUAGACAAAAUCCAUGGACUGGAGUACCCCAUUGGAGAACGCAUAAUCGUUCGCUAUGAGAAUGAAUUCCGCGACGAAAUCACCCCCAACGAUGUGCUGUCCCAGUUAGGUCCACCAAAACCUAUCCUCAAUCCCCAGACGACACAAUGUGCCAAGAAGGCGUUCUUUAUCUGCAUGCCCGAAGCCGUAUCGGUGAAACUGCUGCAGGAUGCAUUCUGUAGAUUCGGUGAUCUCAUCAAUGUGUAUUUGAUUCCGGGAAAGCGACACGGCUACGCAGCAUUUGCUAGCGAAGUGGCCGCCGAUCGUGCCAUCCAACAGUUACAUGGAAUCCAGUUGGGCGACUGUCGGCUGAAGGUUUUGGAAUGCAUGGAGCAGAACGAUAACAAGAAGCGGAAGCAGACGGAGCACUAGGCCUGUUCCGAGGAUGUCAGGGUAAGAUUCGCUCUGUGAGCGACUUGAUUGUUUUUUUUUUCGUAGGUGUCUUUUACUCUCGUUUCAGCAUGGAUCUCGAUCGAUGAGGAUUUUUCUCGAAUUAUACAUUUUCUCUUUCAGCACUAAUCCACUUUCUCCAAUUUUAAUAACAGGCAAUCCACGAUUUUCGAUUUUUUGUCAUUUCCAGAAUUUAAACAUGAAAACGAUUGAAAGGAACAUACAGCGGAAGAGAAUAUUGAAUUAUACUUUUUUGAACGAAUUCAUAUAUGGAAAUAAAUCAGGAUACUCUAACUUGGGAAAUUGUAAUCAUCGUUCCUGGUAAAAACCAUUUAAACAUGCACCUAUUAUUCAAAUAACUAACUGAACUUUAAACACUGCAAAUGUGAUCAAAUCUACUUUGAAUAGAAAGAGGAACUUGCAAUUAGAAUUCCAAACAGCAAAAUCUAGAAAUCGAGGAAAUUUGGUGGAAAGUUUGAAACUAAUGCUGGAAGCUUCGUUCAUUCAUACAAUAAAUGAACUGCAUACGUCCUGCAUCCAGUUCAGUACUUUCAACUUGCUCAGUGAAAAAAAAACAAA
Molecule: messenger RNA, 1886 nt
Organism: Aedes albopictus (Asian tiger mosquito)
Lineage: Eukaryota; Metazoa; Arthropoda; Insecta; Diptera; Culicidae
Product: RNA-binding protein 45
Exons: 3
Coding region: 51-1289 (412 amino acids)
Molecular function (GO): RNA binding
Source: RefSeq, a predicted model, not a curated record